This is a messenger RNA of Salvia miltiorrhiza (redroot sage), 606 nucleotides long. RefSeq lists its product as uncharacterized. Gene Ontology annotation, molecular function: double-stranded DNA binding. Gene Ontology annotation, biological process: regulation of DNA-templated transcription; chloroplast organization. Gene Ontology annotation, cellular component: chloroplast. The transcript has a single exon. Bases 1 to 606 code for a protein of 201 amino acids. The record is from RefSeq and is a predicted model, not a curated record. NCBI's taxonomy places the organism in Eukaryota, Viridiplantae, Streptophyta, Magnoliopsida, Lamiales, Lamiaceae.
AUGUUACGUUCAAGCACGAAGAAUAGGAUCAUUCCUUCAUUAUCCAAGCUCAAAGAUUUCCUCGAAUCUGGUCAUGAAGUGGCCAGACUUUUGAAAAGAUCUGCCUGGUUUUUGACAACAGAUUUGGAUGAAUCCUUAAUGCUGAAUGUGGAAAUCCUCAAGAGCUGCGGUAUACCUAUGGAGCGUAUCCAGCACUUCCUCUAUAUUCGGCCGAGAUGCUUCUUGGUGAAGCCUCAUAUUAUGAGGAAAUCUGUAGACAAGGCCAUAGAAAUUGGGGCAUCUAAGGCUUCUAUCAAUUUCAUUUUUCUUGUUGAUUUAUUUGCCCUUAAGAGUAAGAAGAUGUGGGAAGUGAAGUGGCAAAGUCUCCGCAAUUUGGGAUUUUCUGAUAAUGACAUGCACGUGAUUCUUAGGAAGCAACCAACAGUUUUUGCGGUUUCUGGAAAUAAAAUUAAGAAUGUGAUAGAUCUUCUGGUUGCUACCAGCAAGUACAAUAUGUCCAGCAUUGUCACUUGCCCGUCAGUGCUCGGGUGCAGCAUCGAAAAGAGGCUUGAGCCGCGGCUGCAGAUUCUGAGACUUGUGGAUAGUAGGAAUCUGAUUGCAAAGUAG